Cryptococcus wingfieldii CBS 7118 is the source of this 1407-nucleotide messenger RNA. RefSeq lists its product as hypothetical. Lineage: Eukaryota; Fungi; Basidiomycota; Tremellomycetes; Tremellales; Cryptococcaceae. The record is from RefSeq and is a predicted model, not a curated record. The transcript has 9 exons. The coding region runs from base 1 to 1407 and encodes 468 amino acids. Gene Ontology annotation, cellular component: cytoplasm. Gene Ontology annotation, molecular function: oxidoreductase activity.
AUGGCCAAGCUCAAGAACUUUGUGCUCCAGGUGGACGAUACAUCCUCCAGUCUCAAUGCUGGUCUGCCCCUCGCCAAAGGCAUGUCUUUGUCUCAUUGGCAACAAACGACACGCUCGCAUCCGUUACUGAACGAGCGGACAACUCGAGUACUGCCUGCUGAAGCGGAUAUCGUUGUCAUUGGAUCCGGGCUCUCCGGCGCGCUCACCGCACUGUCUCUUCUUCGAUCUGAUACACCACCUGCAUCAAUCGUUAUGCUCGAGGCGCGCGAGCUCUGUUCUGGUGCUACGGGUAAAAAUGCUGGUCACUGUAAGCCUGAUGCUUACAGGGGAUAUUCCGAGUAUGAAGAACGAUUUGGUGCCAAAGAAGCUAUCAAAAUCCUCGCGAACGAGAAACGUACUUGGCAAGCGAUGGUCGCUUUUGUCAAAGACAAUGAAGUUGACUGUGAUCUAUGGACCGGAAAGACUAUGGACGUCUUUAUGGACGAGGAAUCGACUACCAAAGCGGCAAGUGUAUUCCAAGCCUUCCAAGAGGCGGGCGGGGAUGUCUCAGCCAUAGAGGUGACGAGUGAGCGAAGCAAAGCUAGAAAGGUCUCUCGUCUCGAGGAUGCCCGAGCAGUGUACGCCUGGGACGCAUCGACGCUACAUCCAUGGAAACUAGUCGCUCACAUCAUUCAACAAUGUCUCAAGGCUGGGCUCAACCUUCAAACAUGGACGCCGGUCCUGUCCAUCACGGAAUCCAGCCAUGGGUGGACAGUCAACACCGACCAAGGGUCCAUCAAUACACCCACCGUCAUCCACGCCACAAACGGCUUUGCUUGUGCACUUCUCCCCGAGAUGACAUCCCUGAUCGAUCCCACUCCUCAUAUGUGCAACCGCAUCUACCCAUCUAGCUCCUUCUCUGGUACCAACGCCCUGCAUAACUCUUACGGCGUCAUCUACGCGAACGGCAUGUACUCUGUGAACCCGAGGAGUAUUUCUGAUGGAGUCAUCCUCGUCGGUGGAAGCCCUCCAAGCUUGCACGAGCUCGAAGAGUAUGUUGCAAAGGACAAGAAGAGACAGACAGAUGAUAGCCUGGUCAAUUUCGAACCAGUCACAACCUCGGUGCGCGAAUUGGGGUCGAAAGGGUUUCGCUGGGAGUCAUCAGACUAUGGCGCUGCUACGCAAUACGACUGCUCUUGGAGUGGGAUUCUCGGUAUGAGCGCCGACAGCGUCCCGUUCGUUGGUGCUGUCCCAGGUAAGCCGGGUCAAUGGAUGUCAUGCGGGCACAACGGACACGGCAUGGCACGCAUCUUCACCUGCGCGCCAGCUUUGGCAAAGCUCGUCCAAGGUCGUAGCUGGUCCGAGACUGGUCUGCCUGGUUGUUUUCAAGUCACAGAGGAACGUCUGCGCGGGUUGAAAAAGUUAUGA